AUGUGCCGGCGAGUGUACAAGGGGAUCCCCCUGCAGGUGCGAGGCCAGGUCUGGUCCCUGCUGCUGGACGUGGAGAAGAUGAAGAAGGAGAACGAGGGGAAGUACGAGCACAUGAAAGAACAAGCCAAGAGCUUUUCCUCAGAAAUCAAGCAGAUCGACCUGGACGUGAACCGCACCUUCCGCAACCACAUCAUGUUCCGGGACCGCUACGGCGUGAAGCAGCAGGCCCUGUUCCACGUCCUCGCCGCCUACUCCGUCUAUAACACCGAGGUGAGCUACUGCCAGGGGAUGAGCCAGAUCGCAGCCGUCCUGCUGAUGUACCUGAACGAGGAGGACGCGUUCUGGGCGCUGGCCCAGCUGCUGACCGACCAGCGGCACGCCAUGCACGGUUUUUUCAUUCCUGGGUUCCCGAAGCUGCAGAGGUUUCAAGCCCAUCACGAGCAGAUUUUAAGCAAACUGUUUCCCAAGCUGAAGAAGCACAUGGACAAGGAGCAGAUGACCACAGGGAUCUACACGACCAAGUGGUUCCUGCAGUGUUUCAUUGACCGGACGCCCUUCACCCUCACCCUGCGGCUGUGGGACAUCUACAUCCUGGAGGGA
This is a messenger RNA of Merops nubicus (carmine bee-eater), 600 nucleotides long. RefSeq names its product USP6 N-terminal-like protein. The record is from RefSeq and is a predicted model, not a curated record. The annotation marks the transcript as partial. The transcript has 7 exons. Lineage: Eukaryota; Metazoa; Chordata; Aves; Coraciiformes; Meropidae.